Messenger RNA from Chironomus riparius, 771 nucleotides. The record is from the annotation of a GenBank genome assembly. Lineage: Eukaryota; Metazoa; Arthropoda; Insecta; Diptera; Chironomidae.
AUGAGCUUAAAAAUCAUAAUAUUAACUUUAAUGCUCUCAAUAGUUGUUCCAGUGACAGACUCUUGCACGAGCAUUACAGGAUGGAAACUAAGGCAUGUUGAUGUUGACCAUAAAGAGCCGAUAGCUACGAGAGAAAUGACCACAAAAACGAUUGAUAUUGAUAAUGACAACAAUAUUAAGAACUUAAGCAGGAUGCAGCGAUUCUAUACAGAACCUAUAAUACUGCAAAUUGGAGAAGAGCCAGAAAGAUGCGAAGACGAAUUUGAGAAAGUUUAUUGUCACAAUCACGGAAAGUGCAUUAAAAUUAAGAUUCCUGGAAGUUCAAGUUAUGAGAAAGCUCAUUGUAUUUGUGAUGAUGGAUAUUCUGAUUCACGAUGUAUGACUAAAGUACCGGAUGGUGAAUAUAGAACUAUUAAGGAUCGAUCAGAUAUAAAUCACAAACAUCCAUCAUCAACAACGAUCGUAACAACAACUGAGACGAAAACAUUGAGUUCAACGGAAAGAAAUAUUGCAAAUGAGCCGAAUAAGAAAUUGGGCGAUAAAUCUCCAUGUCCGGAACCUUGGAAUCAUGACUUUUGUAUUAAUGGUGAAUGUAUUAUGCUUCCACAUUUAAGUACUGUAGAUUAUUUUUGUGAUUGUCAUAAUGAAUUUACUGGACUAAGAUGUGAGAGGAAAGCAAUCGAUUAUCAUGAUUUGAAAAUAAGAGCCCGUCGGGAUAUACGAGGUUCAAGGAAAAAGAAAUACAAUCGUAAAUUUCGCCAACUUACUUGA